Marchantia polymorpha subsp. ruderalis is the source of this 1717-nucleotide messenger RNA. NCBI's taxonomy places the organism in Eukaryota, Viridiplantae, Streptophyta, Marchantiopsida, Marchantiales, Marchantiaceae. The record is from the annotation of a GenBank genome assembly.
AACAGCCCAAGAAGUGGUUCGAUUACUUCGGACAUACGUCGCCGAGUCGAUCGACGAAACGCGAUUCUUCGUUCGAAUUCCGCUCACUCCAGCUCUCGGUUUGCACGCGAUUUCGCCACCGAUCGUCGACGAGAGACGAUCCGAAAGGCCGGGCGCGACGAUGCGGCCUCUGCUCCCUCUGCUCGGCUGAUUUAUUGAUGAUCGCCGCUUCGAUUUUGGAGACAUGUUGAGGGAUGCAUCCGGGAUCGAGCGUAGCGAUCGAUCGAUGAGUUGGUGAGAGGACGGCGGUGGAGUAAAUUGAAGUGAGUGGAUUCUGAAGGAGAUUCGGUCGAGGGAGGGAAAAUGCCGAAGAAGAUGGGGAUCAACAGCAAGGCCGAGGAGGCCAGAGGCCGCAAGGCCGCUGCCGAGGCCGAGAAGAAGGAAAAGGAUCAGAAGGUGAAGGAGGAGAGAUUCUGGAGCGAGGCGGAAGGGCAGAAGAGCAGGGCGGCGAAGAAGAAAGAGGAGGAAGCGGAGCGCAAGGCCGAGGCGGCUGCCAAGCGUGCUGAGGCGAAGAAGCUUGCGGAGCAAGAGGAGGCUGAGAUUGAGAAGUCUUUGAAGCGCGUGGAUAAGAAGGCAAUUCGGGUCGGAGUUCCCGUGCCCAAGGUCACAGCUGCAGAACUUGCCAAGUACAAGGAGCAGGAAGCUAAGGAGUUGCAAGCCACGGCGCAGGCCGCCAAGAAGCGCGAGGCCCGAACGGCGAACGAAGAUGAGUACGAAAAAUUGGUAGAUUUUGAAAAUACCAAUCGUGACGACACGUUGGUCGAUGCCCACGAUUUGGAAUCCGCCCUUGCGCAGAUCGUUAUUGAUCCUACCGCCGAUCGCCAUCCUGAGAGAAGGCUGAAAGCGUCUUACAAGGCUUUCGAGGAAGCCGAGCUUCUAAAGCUGAAACAGGAGAAGCCUGGUAUGACUCAUACUCAAUACAAGGAUAUGAUUUGGAAAAUGUGGAAGAAAUCGCCGGACAACCCUCUGAACCAACCGUCAUCAACCUCCAAAUAAGUGACUGGACUGGUUUUAUUUAUCUUUUGGUGAUUAUGGCUGGAAGGCUCCUUACUCAGGGCAGGUUCUGAGCGUGCUCCCUGAAUGUUAUUCAGACACUCAGACGCUGCUUUGUUUUUUUUCCAAUUACUCGAUUGAGGUACAAACUUAAUGGUUUGCCAUUGUAGCAAUGGGAGCAGAGCAGAGUGGUGGUCGCCAGGGGAAAAUUCAACAUUCUGUAAUGUUAGCUGGUUUGUUCCAGUACGGAUGCACUGUAUUGAGAUGAUUAAUUCGUCAACUAUUAGUUCUAGGACUGUGUACAGCUAUUUAGUGCGUGACAUGUAAAAAUGAGAUGCUGAAAGACUUACAGAGGUCUUUCAACAGCCAUAUUUCUUGUAUACGGGAGACUCCAGGUGGUCGAUGUGCAUGGAACUUGCAGCCCAUGGGAGCUUGAGAGUUAUUGUCGACUCUCUUGGUGUCAUAUUAUUUUGCCAUAGCUCUAUCUCAUUCUUUUAGUUUUAUGGCAUGUUGACGGAGAUUUGCAAGAUUUUAGUGGCACAAGUGCAAUCUUUACGGUCUCCGGAGACCGUAAGUUCCGUUCUCGAGUUUUUGUCUUCGUUGUCCUGCGUUCAUGUUCUAUUUUCGAUUGUUCCCAGUAUGGUUGUUCAACAACGAGGAUUGUCAGGUUGACUCUUGAAAUCCU